AUGAUGAAAUUCAAGGUUUCCGGCCUUGUGGCCGACCUCAUGCCCAACAUCAGACUCAUCCAAGGCUCGGGUCACUUCAUGUUGAACUACCAUGCAGACAACUCCGGAGCCUUACACACCUUAAGAUUAGGCUACUGUUGCGUAACCUUAGUCUUCAUGCUACUACAAUACGGCUGCAACUUCGUCAACCUGGUCCUCGAACGAGGCGACGUCAACGACCUAGCCGCUAACACCAUCACUGUCCUCUUCUUCACCCACUGCAUCACCAAAUUCGUGUACUUCGCGGUGCGGUCGAAACUGUUCUACAGGACCCUAGGUAUCUGGAACCAACCCAACAGUCAUCCUCUCUUCGUGGAAUCCAACAACCGGUACCACGCGCUAGCGUUGAAGAAGAUGAGGCGGUUGCUGUACAUUAUCAUAGUGUGGACAUCCUUCAGUGCUAUCGCCUGGACAUCCAUCACUUUCGUGGGGGAGAGUGUGCACACGACUAAGGACCCAGAGAACGAGAAUUUGACCAUUUCGGAGCCGAUCCCGAGACUGCUGGUGCGAGCGUGGUACCCGUGGAACGCCAUGUCCGGGAUGCCCCACAUGCUUACUCUCAUAUUCCAAGUCUACUACGUGUUUUUCGCCCUCGCCCAUGCGAAUCUCUUGGACAGUCUCUUCUGUUCAUGGUUGAUUUUCGCGUGCGAGCAGCUGCAGCACCUGAAGGAGAUCAUGAAGCCACUGAUGGAACUAUCGGCGACUUUGGAUACGUACGUUCCGAAGAGUGCCGAUUUGUUCCGAGCUCCAAGCGCAACAUCUCAAGACAAUCUAAUAGAGAAUGACUAUAAUUCCAAGAAUGAAGAUCUAAAGGGGGUUUAUAGUACCCGGCAGGAACUGGGAGGGCAUUUCCGGGGAGCUGCCCUUCAGAACUUCGGUGCAGGGGGGGUUGGACCCAAUGGUCUGACCAAAAAGCAGGAGUUGAUGGUGAGGUCGGCUAUCAAGUAUUGGGUGGAGAGGCACAAGCACGUGGUCAGGUUGGUAACCGCCAUCGGCGACGCCUACGGUGUGGCUCUCCUCCUCCACAUGUUGACCUCGACCAUCAUGCUAACCCUCCUCGCCUACCAAGCCACCAAAAUCACCGGAGUCGACAAGUACGCAGCAACCGUCAUAGGCUACCUCCUCUUCGCCCUAGCCCAAGUAUUUCACUUCUGCAUCUUCGGCAACCGCCUCAUCGAAGAAAGCUCCUCGGUCAUGGAAGCAGCCUACAGCUGCCACUGGUACGACGGCUCCGAGGAGGCCAAAACCUUCGUCCAGAUCGUGUGUCAACAAUGUCAGAAGGCCAUGUCGAUCUCCGGCGCCAAGUUCUUCACGAUUUCGCUGGACUUGUUCGCCUCGGUGCUGGGUGCCGUUGUUACCUACUUCAUGGUGCUGGUACAACUCAAGUGAGGCAGGAGGCGUUUUAUCAUUUUUAUCAAGUUGCUAGAGGCGCUCACUUUUUCUUUAUCGAUUAUAAAAAUGACAGUCGGUAUGAGUUCCUCUUGACUCAGCACGCGAGACAUAAUUUUCGUUUGAAGUUAGGUUAGGAGCACGAGGCCACGUGACACUCCGGUGGCACUCAAACUGACUUUUUAUAAAUCAGACUUGUGAUAAUCAUAGUUGAAUUUUUCAAUUACAUUGUUGUCGAUGUUAAAUUUUUAAAUAUGUAAUGAUAAGGUUAAUGUUUAUAUAAAUUUGAGGUUAGGUCUGCACCUCCGUUCUAAUUUUCUCGAAAGAGUGCACCGACAGCAUUCAUAAGUGUCUUAAAAAUUUAUCAUACAGAACGUAGUGGAGACGUUUUGACACUUCAAGUACCUGACGAUGGCGGUGAUGACUUUAGACUAGUGUAUUUUCGA
Molecule: messenger RNA, 1874 nt
Organism: Zophobas morio
Lineage: Eukaryota; Metazoa; Arthropoda; Insecta; Coleoptera; Tenebrionidae
Gene: Orco
Product: odorant receptor coreceptor
Exons: 7
Coding region: 1-1428 (475 amino acids)
Biological process (GO): sensory perception of smell; detection of chemical stimulus involved in sensory perception of smell
Cellular component (GO): plasma membrane
Molecular function (GO): olfactory receptor activity; odorant binding
Source: RefSeq, a predicted model, not a curated record